AUGGUUAAGUGUCCUACUUCGGUCGCAGCGCCUACCCUUCCAGCGCCACUUCGAGCGCAGCCAUCUGUGCAACUGCAACAUGUUUCAGGUCGUUUUGACCCGAUUACGUCGCUGCGGGACCCAGAUCUUGGCGGAAAGUAUACGCGGGGAGACCGACUAACGAGACAGAUCUUUUCUGGUGGGCGUGUCCAGAUGGAGUGCCUACCUAGAUGCGAUAUUCCACUUCCUGAGAUCGGAGCAGCUCGAGUUUCCACAAAUUUCAACGUUUGCGCACAACCACCGGAGCUGUCAAUUCGAGUAAUUCACGAAGUGAGAUCGGUUUCGACGUUUUUGGCUGGUGAUCGAAGCAUUGAUUCUCGAAAAAUUGGUACCGAACAUUGGCCACUGAAGUUGAAUGUACAGUUUUAUGAAAGCUCACCUGAAGAAUACUAUGCUAAGGCAUGUAUUUUAACCGAACGAACCGGUCAAAUCACUUGUUUCAUGAACUCUACUUAUAACAAGGAAGCUCUGUUAGAUGAGUGUGAUUCGACAAGACUAGGAGUGUCCUCAUCAUUACCAUUGUUGCUACUUACUGGAAUAAUGAUAGUGCUCUUCCUUGCCGUCGGCGUUGCAGUGGUGUUCCUCGCCCACCACCUUUUCAUGCGACUCUCACGUGCGUCACGAUCACAUCCGAAGUUCCAUAAACAGUCACAGUGCGCCGCCCUUCUGCCAGCAAUCCAUACGCAAAAAUUCAGCGUUGAAGAAGAUCGACUGACAGUGAUAGAGGAGGAGAAAGAGGAAUCCACGUGCAGUGUGAUCGAAAGCGAUGGCAAAGUCUUCUCGUUCAUCACUAACGACACAACUCGGACGACACCAUCCGAAUCCGUGCAAACGGUUGCCACAACCCCAUUCUCAUUAAUGCGAACGUUUCAACCGUCUCCACAGCCGGUGUGA
Messenger RNA from Necator americanus (New World hookworm), 933 nucleotides. RefSeq lists its product as uncharacterized. Bases 1 to 933 code for a protein of 310 amino acids. The record is from RefSeq and is a predicted model, not a curated record. NCBI's taxonomy places the organism in Eukaryota, Metazoa, Nematoda, Chromadorea, Rhabditida, Ancylostomatidae. The transcript has 8 exons.